This is a messenger RNA of Kockovaella imperatae, 1342 nucleotides long. RefSeq names its product kinase-like domain-containing protein. The transcript has a single exon. The coding region runs from base 85 to 1191 and encodes 368 amino acids. The record is from RefSeq and is a predicted model, not a curated record. NCBI's taxonomy places the organism in Eukaryota, Fungi, Basidiomycota, Tremellomycetes, Tremellales, Cuniculitremaceae.
CUCGACAGGUUUAUCUCCGGGGAGGCGGAGAUUUCUACUGAUGCCACUCUGACUCGCCUCCUUAGUCUUCGUUUAACCAUCAUCAUGGACUUUCAAGACUGGAAGCGCCAUGUCAGCUCGACGCUGUCUCUGGCUUCGGAUCUAUUCACAGUUGUCAGGCUGGAAGGAGGGUAUCUCAACUCGACGAUUCGUUUGGAAUUGCUUAGAGAUCUACCCGAUUUCCCUGAAUCGAUACCUCAUCUCGCGGGGCAGCGAUCCUUGGUAUUGAAGCAUUAUCCGGGCUACAUGUACGCUUGGCCUGAAGCUCAACUGUCAACUGCUAGAGCAGCUAUAGAGGCCAAAGCUCUGAGGAUGAUGAGGGACAAUGCCCUCAUCCGAGAGGCAUUCCAAGAGCAAGGCGUAUCGGUCCCAAGCUUGGUCCACUUCGACGAAUCAAACAACGUGCUAUGGAUGGAGGACUUUGGGCCUAGAUCCACGAUGGAGAGUGGAUUGGAGAAACUCUCGACAGAUGUUAGUUCACGGCUCGGGAAAGCAUUGGCUGGAUUGCACAUUGCCACAAUGCCCAUGAACAAGCAUUUGACAGUCGAACCCAUGGCUGGGCCGCUGGCUCUUGCAGAGCACGAGGCUCGGAUGAGGAAUAUUCUGAAAGACGAAUUGGAUGUUGACGGACUCAUGGAAAGCCUAUGUAUGAAACACUCCCCUAUCAUUGGUUUGCCACAUGGAGAUGUAAGGGACGAUGAGCUCUGCCUUGGGCUCGGGGACAUUUGGCCAUCCUCGGUCCUUCUCCUGGAUGACUCGAGCUCCCCUCGAUUAGGUAUCAUAGAUUGGGAGUUUUUCGGUCCCCUACAUCCCGCUUCCGAGCUUGCUACGGUCACAGCCAGGCUAUAUAUAUCCUACUUGGGGCAGGGGCUUCAGGAGGCCUUCGAGGACAUAGCCAGAGCAUUCGUGUGUGGCUACAUGGAGAUAUUCCAGGAAUCUAAACAUGGGUCUUUGGUCUCGCGUGUAUCCUGGUCCGACAGAGCUGCUGCGGCAUGGGCAAGAGUCCUGCUGAAUGCGUUGGUGAGGGCCCAAGGAGAGGAUGGAAAUAGGUGGAAUGCGCAGAUGAUGGGAAACAUUCGAUCACAAGCUGUGCGACUGCUCAGGAGACAGGUCGACGAUCCUAUUCUCCGAUUGGUUUGCGCCAUCGGAUAACGGGCGCCUUUACUUCACAAGGCUGGACCUAGAACAUUGAUGGGACCAGACACACAUCAUUCAAGCGGGGUGGCAACACAUCGCCUCCGAAGUAACAGUGGCACCGAGGCCAGCCCCGCAGUUCUGUCCCCUUGAACGAUACAGAUCCAUC